UAAACACAAGAAAAAGGAUAUUUGAGAACGUAACUUCCCCCAGAGCUCAACGGCCCCACUUGAUCAAUGACGUAGCUUAUGAAAUGGUCCUCGUAUCUACUCUCCUCAAACCGUAACAGCGUUUCUCGGUGUUCCGUUCCUUUCCAUCAGAAAUCUGGAGCCCGUUCCACUGUUCACACUCACCACUUCAACCGAAGAAGAUGAAGCAGAGUACCUGGCCUGGUCGAUCAGACGGCUCUCGUUUCAAAUCGCUCCCGAUCAAACACCAAUUCCAUCAAUCAGAGUUCAAAUCUACCUCCAAAUUCUGGUCAACAUCAUCAGCUUCUCGGCAAAUAAGAUCAUCAGAUGGUGAUUUCUCGAAACUUCCCUUCGAUAUACUAACCAAAAUAGCGGCAUCGUUCACGCUGCCUAAUUUGCAAGCGGCGUCGUUGGCGUGCAAGUCAUGGAGCGAAGGGCUUCGGCCGUUGAGAGAAGCGAUGUUGUUCUUAAAAUGGGGAAAGCGGUUCAAGCAUGGGCGAGGAGGUGUGCGCCCUAAUUUGAACAAGGCUCUCGAAUCCUUUUUAAAAGGUGCGGCUCGUGGGUCCACCCUCGCUAUGGUUGAUGCUGGUCUUCUUUACUGGGAAAUUGGCGACAAAGACAAGGCAAUUGCCCUUUAUGAGCAGGCUGCUAAGCUUGGAGACCGCUCUGGACAGUGUAAUCUUGGACUUGCUUACUUGCAAGCUGAACCUUCGAAACGUAAGGAAGCAGUAAAAUGGUUAUUUCAGGCUUCAAAAUCUGGUCAUGUUCGAGCUCAAUACCAAUUCGCACUUUGUUUACAUCAAGGUAGUGGGGUGAAUUGUAAUCUACAAGAGGCUGCUAGGUGGUAUCUAAAAGCUGCUGAAGGUGGUUAUGUGCGUGCAAUGUACAAUGUUGCAUUGUGUUACUCUGUUGGGGAAGGUUUGGCUCAGAGUCAUCGACUAGCAAGGAAAUGGAUGAAGCGGGCAGCAGAUCGUGGUCAUAGUAAAGCUCAGUUUGAGCAUGGACUUGGACUCUUUACUGAAGGAGAGCAGUUGAAAGCUGUAGUUUAUCUGGAACUUGCCACUCGUGCUGGUGAAACAGCAGCAGCUCAUGUCAAGAAUGUAAUUUUACAACAACUAUCAGCAACUUCACGUGAUCGUGUCAUGAAUCUUGCUGAUAAUUGGCGUGCUUUACCUUCAUCUCGCUGAGAUCAGGAUAAUCUCAUGGCCUAUUGGUUGCAAGACAUUAAAUUUAAAAAUCCCAAGGUCAAAAUUAGGGGCAUUAUCGAACUAUGCAGACAAAUUUCAGCCUUUGCUCGGAUAUCUUGGCACACUUCCUCUCCAUUUUUGUGCUGUUUUCUUUGGCGAAGAGGGAAAACGUUGGCAUGAUACCAUGGAGAGCAAUUAUGCCAUUGAGCGUGGUUAAAAUGUCGUCUCCGCUGCUUGUUGUUUCAUCAGUUGAACUGUCAAAACUUAUGUUGCUCGGGUAUGACCAUUCAUGAGACGAAGUCCUGGUUAGCGGUCACCUUUGAUAAUUUUGGAAGGUUAUGGCUACGACGAGAGUGUGGAAUGGUUCAUAGGUGUGUAUGGUGGUGCUCUGUGUUAAUGUUAAGUAAACUGCUUAUGUGCUGUGCCACUAAGUUCUGGGAGUGUGGGGCUUGCACUAUUCUUCUGGUCAUCGUGAUGACCACCAAGAAGAUUGGAGAAAAAUAAUGUUGUCUUAGUGGGGAGUGCAACCAAGAUUAUAAAAUUAUUGUGGGAGUCCAAUUAGAGAAGUUCUGUUGUAGUAGUAGAUAGCAUUGUCGUCGAUGGUAAAAUUCUGCCUGGCGUACUCUACUGGUUAAAUGUUCAUGCUUGUGGGAUGUCAACGCUGGCAUUUUCUUUGACUUUAA
Molecule: messenger RNA, 1888 nt
Organism: Populus nigra (black poplar)
Lineage: Eukaryota; Viridiplantae; Streptophyta; Magnoliopsida; Malpighiales; Salicaceae
Product: F-box protein At1g70590
Exons: 5
Coding region: 201-1205 (334 amino acids)
Molecular function (GO): protein binding
Source: RefSeq, a predicted model, not a curated record